Messenger RNA from Ilex paraguariensis (yerba mate), 3303 nucleotides. NCBI's taxonomy places the organism in Eukaryota, Viridiplantae, Streptophyta, Magnoliopsida, Aquifoliales, Aquifoliaceae. The record is from the annotation of a GenBank genome assembly.
GCAAUGGGGUGGUUUAGAGCUGGUUCUAGUGUAGCGAAGCUUGCCAUGAGGAGGACUUUGUCACAGGGUGGUAGAACUUAUGCAGCAAGAGCACUAGUCAUUCCAUCUGAAAAUCGGUAUCUUCAUACGAGUGUUUUUAGAUCGAAGGCACAAUCUGCACCUGUCCCUCGACCUGUUCCACUCUCUAGGUUAACCGAUAGUUUCUUGGAUGGGACAAGCAGUGUGUACCUAGAGGAGCUUCAGAGGGCUUGGGAGCAAGACCCAACUAGUGUAGACGAAUCCUGGGACAAUUUCUUUAGGAACUUUGUUGGCCAGGCGGUUACAUCACCUGGAAUUUCUGGCCAAACUAUUCAAGAGAGUAUGCGGUUGCUUUUGCUUGUGAGAGCUUACCAGGUCAAUGGUCACAUGAAAGCCAACUUGGACCCAUUGGCUUUGGAACCGAGGGAAAUUCCUGAGGAUUUAGACCCAGCUCUUUAUGGCUUCACAGAAGCAGAUCUUGAUCGAGAAUUUUACCUUGGUGUUUGGCAGAUGUCUGGGUUUUUAUCAGAGAACCGUCCUGUGCAAACCCUUAGGUCAGUGUUAACAAGGCUCGAACAGGCUUACUGCAGACGUAUUGGGUAUGAGUACAUGCACAUUCCUGAUCGGGACAAAUGUAAUUGGUUGCGGGACAGGAUUGAGACUCCAACAGCAAUGCAAUACAACCGGCAGCGGUGUGAAGUUAUGCUGGACAGGCUCAUCUGGAGCACUCAAUUUGAGAACUUUUUGGCCACUAAGUGGGCUGCAGCCAAGCGGUUUGGGCUUGAAGGUGCCGAGACAUUGAUUCCUGGCAUGAAGGAGAUGUUUGAUAGGGCUGCUGAUCUUGGGGUUGAGAGCAUAGUUAUUGGAAUGUCACACAGAGGGAGAUUGAAUGUUCUGAGUAAUGUUGUUCGGAAGCCACUGCAUCAAAUCUUUAGUGAGUUUAGCGGUGGUACAAAGCCGGUGGAGGAGGUUGGGCUUUACACAGGAACAGGCGAUGUCAAGUAUCACUUGGGAACUUCUUAUGAUCGUCCAACUAGGGGUGGCAAGAGAAUUCACUUGUCUUUGGUUGCAAAUCCAAGCCACUUGGAAGCUGUGGAUCCGGUUGUGGUUGGCAAAACUAGAGCGAAACAGUAUUACUCUGGUGAUCUGGAUAGAACAAAGAAUAUGGGUGUUCUGCUUCAUGGGGAUGGUAGCUUUGCAGGACAAGGUGUAGUCUAUGAGACCCUGCAUCUUAGUGGUCUUCCAAAUUACACUACUGGUGGGACUAUACACAUUGUGGUGAAUAAUCAAGUUGCCUUCACUACUGAUCCAAAAUCGGGAAGAUCUUCACAGUAUUGUACUGAUGCCGCUAAAGCCUUAAAUGCUCCCAUUUUUCAUGUCAAUGGUGAUGAUAUUGAGGCAGUGGUUCAUGUAUGUGAACUUGCAGCAGAGUGGCGUCAGACAUUCCACUCAGAUGUUGUGGUUGACAUAGUUUGUUAUCGUCGAUUUGGGCACAAUGAAAUCGAUGAGCCAUCUUUUACCCAACCCAAAAUGUAUCAGGUGAUUCGUAAGCAUCCAUCAGCACUUGAGAUUUACCAAAAGAAACUUUUAGCAUCUGGUCAGGUUACAAAAGAAGACAUUGAUAGGAUACAAAACAUGGUGAGUACAAUUCUGAACAAGGAAUUCUUGGCUAGCAAAGAUUAUGUCCCAAAAGAAAGGGACUGGCUUUCAGCUUAUUGGUCUGGAUUUAAGUCACCUGAACAGCUUUCACGUAUCAGGAACACUGGGGUAAAACCUGAGAUAUUGAAGAAUGUUGGGAAAGCAAUUGCAAUGCUUCCAGAUAAUUUUAAGGCUCAUAGAGCAAUAAAGAAGAUAUUUGCAGAUCGUGCAAAGAUGAUUGAAACCGGGGAAGGCAUUGACUGGGCAGUAGCAGAAGCACUUGCUUUUGCUACAUUACUUGUAGAAGGAAAUCAUGUCAGAUUGAGCGGUCAGGAUGUUGAGAGAGGUACUUUUAGUCAUCGGCAUGCUGUAGUUCAUGAUCAGGAAACUGGGACGAAGUACUGUCCUUUGGACCAUGUAAUGAUGAACCAAAAUGAGGAGAUGUUUACGGUAAGCAACAGCUCUCUUUCAGAGUUUGGUGUUCUGGGGUUUGAACUGGGUUAUUCAAUGGAAAAUCCAAAUUCAUUGGUGCUGUGGGAAUCUCAAUUUGGUGAUUUUGCGAAUGAGGCUCAAGUGAUAUUUGAUCAGUUUCUGAGUAGUGGAGAGGCCAAGUGGUUGCGCCAAAUUGGGUUAGUGGUGUUGCUACCUCAUGGUUAUGAUGGCCAGGGCCCUGAACAUUCAAGUGCACGUUUGGAGCGCUUCCUUCAGAUGAGUGAUGAUAAUCCCUACGUUAUACCAGAGAUGGAUCCAACAUUUCGGACGCAGAUCCAGGAAUGUAAUUGGCAGGUUGUCAAUGUAACCACUCCAGCAAAUUAUUUUCACGUUCUGAGACGUCAGAUACACCGGGAAUUCCGUAAGCCUCUCAUUGUGAUGUCUCCAAAGAAUUUGCUUCGUCACAAGGAUUGCAAAUCAAAUUUGUCUGAGUUUGACGAUGUCGAGGGCCACCCAGGUUUUGACAAACAAGGUACCAGAUUUAAGCGCCUUAUAAAGGACCAGAAUUACCACUCAGAUCUCGAGGCAGGGAUCAGGCGCUUGGUUCUUUGCUCUGGAAAGGUUUAUUAUGAGCUUGAUGAAGAAAGGAAGAAAGUCAAUGGCAACGACAUUGCAAUAUGUCGAGUGGAACAGCUUUGCCCCUUCCCAUACAACCUCAUACAGCGUGAACUGAAGCGUUACCCAAAUGCAGAGAUUGUUUGGUGUCAGGAAGAGCCAAUGAACAUGGGUGCAUACAAUUACAUUGCACCCCGCCUUUCUACUGCCAUGAAAGCCCUGAGCAGAGGUAAUAUCGAUGACAUCAAGUAUGUUGGCCGGGCUCCAUCUGCUGCACCAGCCACUGGUUUCUAUCAGGUUCAUGUGAAAGAGCGGACUGAACUCGUUCAAACAGCGAUGCAGAGCGACCCAAUUAAGUAUCCUUAUUGAAGCCUGGUAAGCAGUCCUAAUAGUUUCUUUAACAGAGGCAAUCAUAUGGUAGAAAAUGCUGUUGCUUAUUGUUUGUUCUUGUCUGAACUGUGCUUCCAGAUUUGUAAAAUAGCUUAGAUGUGUGUAAAUAUAGUACAAUUUCAAGUGGGAUUCGUUAUUUUUCUGCCCCAUGUUAUAUCUGUAUAAAAUGUUUUUUAUUCCCAAGAAAUAAAAAAGAAACAUAAGAAGGUU